AUGGACGACCAGGCCAAUAAGAGCUUCUUUGAAGGCCUUAAGCCUAAAAAGCCCUCUGAAUUCUUGGCAUUUGUGUUUAUGAUCGCAAUGUUAUGGGCAAUAGCGCUGUUUGAGCUGUUUAUUGUGCUACCGAUCUACCACGAUCCAUUCUCAUCAUGGUAUUGUAUACAUGUGGUCUGUGGAUUCUUUUUGUGGCUGAACGUGUUCGCCAACUUUUUCAUGCUCAUAACCACCGAUACAACAGGAAAGAAGCUAGGAAUGCCUUCGGUUCUCAAGCCAGGGUGGACAUAUUGUCCUUUCUGCCAGCUAAACGCUCCACCGAGAGCCCAUCAUUGUCAGAUCUGCGAUGAGUGCGUCUUGAAGAGAGACCAUCAUUGCGUUUUCGCCGGCAGAUGCGUCGGUUUUAGAAACUAUCGUUAUUACAUGUUUCUUGCACUGUAUCUUUGGAUGGGAGCUGUUUAUGCUAAUGUUUUCCACCAUGAUUAUGUCACAGAUGAAAUCGGCGGCGUUGGCUUUUGGACUUUGCUAACAAUGGUCACCCCUGUUGUUAUCUGGUUGUUGGGCUACACCUCCGUUUACGGAAUUUUCGUUUCCUUUAUGGCUGGCAUUUCAGUCUUUGCGCUGCUACUUUUUACUGCCAUGCUCUUCUUUCAAACUGGUAUCAUUUUUAAAGGACAAACAUCAUACGAGCGUAAAAAGAAGAAGAGAGAGUACGAUCGCGGAUGGAGAAGGAACUUUAUUGAAGUGUUUGGCGAAAGGUGGUAUUUAGCUUGGAUCUGGCCCACAGUAAGCUCACCUUUGCCAGGAGAUGGGACAAACUUUAAGAAGACAUAUCCGGAAGAAAGCAAAGAUAUGUGA
Porites evermanni is the source of this 858-nucleotide messenger RNA. NCBI's taxonomy places the organism in Eukaryota, Metazoa, Cnidaria, Anthozoa, Scleractinia, Poritidae. The record is from the annotation of a GenBank genome assembly.